This is a messenger RNA of Paramisgurnus dabryanus, 1123 nucleotides long. NCBI's taxonomy places the organism in Eukaryota, Metazoa, Chordata, Actinopteri, Cypriniformes, Cobitidae. The record is from RefSeq and is a predicted model, not a curated record.
AUCAUGAUGUUGACCACUGCAGCUCUUAUUCUCAUUGUCACCAGUAAAGUUGUCCUAGGACAGGUAAGAUUGAAUUAUGAAUCUGUAUUGUACAAGUAUUAUUACUGAUGAUUUGAUGUUAUCAUUAUUGUUUUAGGAUUAUAGACGACCUGUUAAAGAAGAAAUAAUCCCAUUAGAUAUGGCACCAGAUUCAGUUGAUGACCGUUAUGAUGGCUGUACAAAGGAGAUGAAAAACCUAGUGAGUGAAAAAUAUCUAAAUAAAGAAACCUGUUCUGACAUAUCUGAAUUUGGAGAAGCUUAUAUUUAUAGUACAGGAGAAAUCCCUGGACCACAUAAAUUGAAAAUGCACCAUUUAAUUGCCAUUUAUGUGUAUACUGGUCAUGUACUAUUUGAACGGUUCAAUCGUGAUGUUAGGACUGGCAGACAGAAAUACAAAGACAAGACAUACAAAUGGUAUUCACUGCACUUUUUGCUGACUGAAGCAAUACAGAUUCUUAAGAAAACACAAAAGGGAUGCAAAUUAACUUAUCGUGGUACCAAACUUACCGUUAAUGAGAAUGUUCUGAACAGAGAGAUUCGUUUUGGGUCAUUUGUGUCCACCUCUCGUACAUCUAAAGUAGCAAUGAAAUUUGGAAGUGAAUCUUGUUUUGAAAUCAUAACUUGUGAAGGUGCUGAUGUGUCAAAAUACUCCCCGUUACCUAAUGAGAAAGAGGUGCUGAUUCCCCCGUAUGAGACAUUUAAAGUCACUGAUGUAAAGAAGAGAGGACAGAAAGGUGUCUGGUGUAACACUGUGUUCAAGUUGAAGAGCACUGGGAUAAAAAGUAACUUAAACUGUGCACUGGCAUCAGUCAAGCGCAAGAAAUAUCACAAUGUGACAAAUAUCAAAUAUCACAAUUAUCUCUGACUGAUCUGCCUUUACAACUUCAUUCUCUUUAUUUUUAUUAAGUGUUGACACAACUUGCCAAAUUUAAAAUUGUAUGAAUAAUCUAAAAGCAUAUUAAUAACUGGACUUUGCCUACAGUAUAUAUUCUAUUUUGUAUGUGGUUCUUAUGACACGGCUCUCUGAAAUACUUCAUUCUGAUUGGUCAGUAGUAACACAAUAACAACCAAUAAAACGGGUACG